AAUGAUGAGAUUGUUGUCUAGUUUCAGAGAUUCCGGUCCUAGUUGAUUUGCUUAUGGUUAGAUGCUGUGGUUUGCUGUUCUUUAUGCUCUUAAUUGAUAUUCUUGUUUUUGCUUACAUUGAUCGGUUUUAUAUGCUGUCCUCAUAUUCUCACCUGAUGUAUUCUGAAUUGCAACUUAUCAGAUGCUUGUGGUAACACUCUAAAGCAAGCUUUUGUGUGGUUUUGAUGGUUUCUCAUUCUCUAUUAGGGAAAAAUGGGGGUGAUUAACAUCUAUUGUUUGAUUUGUUUUUUAAAUGGAAAACGUGAAAGAAAGUGUUGAUAAAUCAAAAAGAAGAAAUAUACUUAUAUGACAAAUGUCUUAAUAUAUUUGGUUAGGACUUAGGAUUAGUGUAAUUAGAAAAUAAACAAAAAAAAAAAAUUAGAGAAAAAAGGAAAACUUUUUGUUCGAUUUCGAUCUCCGCUUUGUUUAAUUAAGAAAAAGGAAAAAAGGAAAAAAACGCCGACAACAGUAAACAACCAAGUUCUCUCACAAAAACUUGUUCGCAAGUUUUCACCUAUCAGCCCUAACCCCAUCGUGUCCCUCUCCCUCUCGCGACCGCCUCAAUCAAAUUCUCUUUCUUUGGAUCGCUCUCGCUCUAUCUCUCUCUCGCUACGUCUCUGUUACCUCGUGUUCGUGAUCCGUAGCCGUCUCCGCUGCCACCUCAAUCAGCGAGCUUCUUCCGGUGGAAUUAUCUUCAGAUAGCAAUCGGAGAUUCUAAUUGGGUAUCUGGGUUGGAUUGGGUUCCACAAUUCUGUUCGGUGGUCCUGUUUCGCGUUCAAAAUUAGGGUUUAUAGAGGUCUCGCCUAUGGCUCCUGGGCGUAAAAGAGGAGCGAGCAAGACCAAGGCCAAGGGGCAGUUGAUUCUCGGUGAUCUGGUUCUCGCCAAAGUCAAAGGCUUCCCUGCUUGGCCUGCUAAGAUCAGCCGGGCUGAAGAUUGGAAUCGUGCGCCAGACCCAAAGAAGUACUUUGUUCAGUUCUUUGGAACAGAGGAAAUAGCUUUUGUUGCGCCGCCUGAUAUUCAAGCCUUUACUAGUGAGGCAAAGAGCAAACUGUUAGCAAGAUGUCAAGGUAAAACAGUCAAGUACUUUGCACAAGCUGUACAGGAUAUCUGCACUGCUUUUGAAGCGUUGCAGAAUCACAAGUCAAAUAUUUUGGGCAAUGAGGAUCCUCUGGAUGCUGCUGAGCCUAGUUUGAGAAAAGCUGAGAAAGUGGAUCGAACAGAUCAUAUAUACACAGAGUCUGAUGGAACUGAUAACGUUGAUACUAGGGUGGAUCCUUGCCUCCCCAAAGUAGAUAAGAAUAAUGGUAAAGACACAAAGGCUGAGAAAGGGAAGCGUGAUUCAUCGUCAUUUCUGGAAUCAAAGAUCACAACCACAUCCUCUGGUAGCGAGUCACCGCAGCAUGGUUCGGAUGACCCUAAAAUAAAGGACGAAGAUUUUGAUAAAGGAACUGACACUAAUGCUUGCGUUGAACAAUUUGGUAAUGGCCAAAAGAAGCUGGCCAAUGGUAGGAAAAUUAAGAAGGUAGCAGAUGGCUCUGAUAGAAAAGAUGAAGAUACAGUUCACAGGGACAAAAGCAAUAACUCACAUGUACCUGGUGGUCGAGCUGCCAGUGGUAACUCUGAUUCCAAAAAGUUCAAAGGUCUGUUGACAGAGAAAUCUAGCUCCAAAGUGUCUGCUGGCAAGAAUGAAAAUUCACCUGGCUUCAAGGGUGGGGUUUCUGGAAAGAAAAGAAGGCUUGAAACUGAACUAGGAAAGCCUGCACUAAGAGUAGAUGAAACCUCACGUGCUGCUAAAAAGCCGCGAGGUGAAAGUGCGAAUGAUAAAGUAAAGUGUGAAAUUGAUGAUGAAUCUGAUUCUAUCGGGAUUGUAUCAGAUAUCAAGCGUGAACUUGUUUUAGGAUUAAGUGCUAGCGGUAGUAAUUUACAAUUUGAUAAAGAAGUAGUUGCAUAUACAAAGCGCCAGAGACAAACAAUGGAGAAGGCUACCUCUCCUUUAUCUGGCUCUCGUGAUAAAUCUGGGAAAGGUCAUCUGGAACAGAAAGACCGUUCCUCCCCUGUUAGUAAUGUUAAGGCUCCAGCUGCCCAGUCGCUGAAAAAACGGAGGGCUGUUUGUAUCUAUGAUGAAGACGAUGAUGAAGAUCCAAAAACCCCGUUACAUGGAAGACCAGCUAUUGUUCCAAAAACAUCAUCAGUCUUGACUGAAAGUCAUAAAAGUGCUAAUGUCUGUCAUGGUACUUCUACUAAAGCUAAGAUAUCUGCUGGAUCUACAGAGAGUACUGAACUAAGGAAAUUCCCUCUGCGUAAACAUUGUGAGGAUGCACCACGUAUAUUACCAGGCCAUGCGGAGAAUUCUACUAACAGCUUACCCGUGGUAAAACCCAUCAGUGAGUUGCAGCCGAAGGAUGUCAAGCAGAAAUUGCUAUCUCCGAAGAUGUCCCCUCAGCUGGUUUUAACUAACAAGCACAUUGCAGGACAACAAAAAGUUGCAAACUCAUCUGUGAAGGUUUCUGCUGUUGUGAUGGCAAAGAAGCCUCAAAGAGAAUCUUUUAAGGAGGCAGUUACAGGAUCUGAUAAAGUAAGCUCUUCUCAGUCUCAGCCAGCAAAUCAGAGACACAAAUCAGCUUCAGUUGGAGAGAGGGGAACAGUGGUUUCAAAAGCUACAGUACGUUUGAAUGAUGCUGGUGUUUCAAGAGACAUGUCUGAGGACUUGUCUGGUGGCAUGCUUGAUUUUAAUCAAGAAAAGUGGAAUGCUCCAUUUACCAGUGCAAAGACCCCAGAUUCGGCUGCAUCUAUGAAGGAUUUAAUUGCAGCUGCACAGGCAAAAAGAAAACAGGCACAUUCACAAAAUUCAAUGUUUGGGAAUUUGAACCCUAGUUUCUUAGGCAUCAGUGAUACACAGAUGAGGAGCCAUAGCCCAUUGGAUCAGAAUGUUUCCGCUUCUGCUGCCAUCGCAAUGCCGUUUGUUGUUCAAGGACAUCAACAAGAUUCUUCUCCGUCAAAUCAUGGGCAGAAGUCCUCGUCAAAAAAUCAGAUUGAGACUGAUGAUAAUGAAGAGAGAAGACAUAGUUCAGGACAUAAGUCAGUUGGAGGUUCACUUAGUGGUGGCACUGAGGCUGCUGUUUCUCGGGAUGCUUUUGAAGGCAUGAUAGAGACCUUAUCAAGAACUAGGGAAAGUAUUGGACGUGCAACUCGCCUAGCAAUUGAUUGUGCCAAAUAUGGGCUUGCUAGUGAGGUGGUGGAACUUCUCAUACGAAAGUUGGAAAGUGAAUCUCACUUUCAUCGUAAAGUGGACUUGUUCUUUCUCGUUGACUCUAUCACCCAGCAUUCGCACAACCAAAAAGGUAUUGCUGGUGCGUCUUACGUUCCUACUGUGCAAGCUGCUUUGCCACGUCUUUUACGUGCCGCUGCUCCUCCAGGGACUGGUGCUAGUGAUAAUCGUCGUAAAUGUCUGAAGGUUCUGAAGUUGUGGCUUGAAAGGAAGGUUUUCCCCGAAUCGCUUCUGCGUCGUUAUAUUGAUGAUAUUAGAGCUUCUGGUGAUGAUGCAACGGUUGGGUUUUCCCUACGACGUCCUUCUAGAUCUGAGCGUGCUGUAGAUGAUCCUCUCAGGGAAAUGGAAGGGAUGCUUGUUGAUGAGUAUGGCAGCAAUGCAACGUUUCAUCUACCUGGAUUUUUUUCUUCUCAUAAUUUUGAAGAUGAUGAAGAAGAUGACGAUCUUCCAACAGAACAAAAAGCAAAAAGCACAUCGGCUGUGGAACGUUUCAAUGCUUUAGACUACUUGGAAGUACAUGAUACUUUGAGUGAUAAAUGCCAUCGAGUUUUGGAGGAUGUAGAUCGUGAACUUGAAAUGGAAGAUGUAUCUGGUCAGUGGAAAGAUGUAGCACCUUCCUCUUUUUGUGAGAAUGAGACAAAGGAGCAGUCACUGGAUGUUAUGGAACCAGUUGCAGAGAAAUCCACUGAGGUACCUCCUCUUCCAGAGGAUCUUGCUCCGUUACCUCAUGAAUCACCUCCAUCUCCCCCUCCUCUACCACCUUCUCCCCCACCUCCAUCACCGCCUCUUCCGCCUGCAUCUCCACCUCCAUUACUGCCGCCACCACCUCCUGCAGCGCAGUUUCCUCCUCUUCCCCCACCUCCGUCUCAGCCUCCACCACCGCCCUUUUCACCUCCACCUUCACCUCCGCCUCCGCCUCCACUUCCACCGCCUUCACAAUCUAUAGCUUUACCACCAUCAAUAACAACUCAACCAUCCUUAGGUAGCCAUCAUCAAUUACCACUCCAACCAGGAUUUCCUCCCCCAUCAUAUCCAUUAUCACAUCAAACAUACCGAGGAUCUAUGCAGCAAGACCGCUGUAGCAUUUUCACUGGUGAUCAAAUUGUCCAAGGGCCAGGAAGUUCUUCACGUGUAAGUCAUGUUGAGGGGGCUGGACAAACCGACUUUUUUGUGCAGCAGUCAUCUAGUUUUUCACCAGCAGGAGUGUGCAGUUCCAGAGAACCCUCAUCAUUUACUACCUCCAGGCAACUAGAAUUUGGGAGCAGCGAUGUACUUUUUAAUCCUGAAGUUUCCUCACAGAAUCAACGGUUUCAGCCAAGCAACCCUCUGUCCCAAAGACCUAUGGUUAGGCUGCCUUCAGCACCGUCCAGUCAUUUUUCGUAUCCAAGCCAUGUUCAAUCACAACCCCAGCAUUCCUACACUCAUCCAUACUCGUUCCCACCUCAACAUGAUGAUGGACGGCGAUACAGAAAUGAGGAACCAUGGCGGAUGCCUUCAAGUGGACAUCAUGCAGAAAGUCAGAGUGGUGCCUGGAGACAUGGAAGAAAUUCACAUCCAGGCCUUCCUAGAGUUACAGACAAUUUCUUCCGGCCAGCUCCAGAACGUCCACCUUCAGUGACAAUGAGCUAUCAGCCUUCUGCUACUAGUAACUUACAAGCUCCCCCUGCAAUGCCAGGUCAUGCUGCUUCCCAAAUGCUACCAUCUCGGCCAGACAUGCCUACUGCGAAUUGUUGGAGGCCAGCUUGAAGUGAAGGUAGAAUUUUUUGGCCUGCUCCUGCUGUUAGUAUCAAUGGAAACGAAGCUGCUAGUGUCUCAUUAACAAGGUUAAUCCUCUAGGUUUGAUUUUCUAAAUACUUAAGUAAGUCUUUUAUUCAGUGUUGUCAUCAAACAGUUACAGUUAUACUACUUUCUCUUCCGUGGAGUACUUUUUCGGAUAUAUCCACUUCCAGAGGCAUCAAAAACUUCUGCAGACUUUUGCCAGGAUUCUGUAUAUUGUAUUUUUUUCCUGACAAUUGUAUCUGUGGAUCACAUUCUUCACAGUAUAGGUUCUUGUUUUUUAAUUGUUUAGUACUUCUGUUCUGCAGAUCAUGUAAUUAUGCCAAUCACAAUGUGCUCAAAAUCUUUUCCUGGUUAAAUGAAAUUUGAACUUUAUAGUCAAAGACAGUUCGUUUAAUCCAUUUUCUAAGCUCUAUAAUCUUUGCCGGUCUCUGAGAAAUUUAAAGAGUACGCUGUUACGAGUGUAUGUUACUAGUUAGGCAGACUUAGGUGGCAAGAAUAUAUAGUCUAGACUAGAGACCGCUUACUCGUGUCUUGUUGUUUGAAUGAGUAACUUAGGUUUAUAUACAUGGUAGGUCCUAUUCUAGGCCUCGGUAUAACCACUUGCUCAAUUUCGUUAUUUUUUUUUCUCAUGUCUCUCUCUUCUGGAGAUAAGCCAUGCCUCGCUGCCUUGUAUUUUUUAGCAGGAACAAGAAGCAUUAAUUUCUUUACAACUGUGACUCCCGUUCAUUUUACAGUUGCUGUCUUGUGCAUUCUGAAGAAGUAUCGAAGACUUGUGAGCUGAUGGUCAAGUGUACUUUGUCCCUUUUGGUGUGUACGUUUUACCAGAUCAAACUGCUAUGAAUGGCCUUUGGUACAGAGCUCAACCACCUGAAUUGCUGGCAAUCGCCGUGCUAGCAACCGUGUGCAAAAAAAAAGAAAGAUGGAUUACACACAAGGCUGUCCUGAUUGGAUUUUGCAAAAGCAUGACGUAUUCGGGAACCAACAAGGCUUUAGAUGAUUGAGAUCUUCAUUAUCGAUUCAGUUUCUAAAGUUUGUAGGUUAGUUACACUGUCAACUUCUUAAGUGGGUAGAGAACAUAACUUAAGGUCAGAUCAAUUAGCCCCUGAAAACAUAGUUUUUGUGAAUGUUUAUAUAUCAUCGUUUGCUUACGGCAGAAAUGCUGUCUUACCAUAUAAGAUUUAUUGAAAAAUGUGUUACUUUCUGUCUGA
Capsella rubella is the source of this 6294-nucleotide messenger RNA. RefSeq names its product ENHANCER OF AG-4 protein 2. Gene Ontology annotation, biological process: regulation of transcription by RNA polymerase II. Gene Ontology annotation, cellular component: nucleus. The transcript has 14 exons. Gene Ontology annotation, molecular function: double-stranded DNA binding; transcription coregulator activity. The coding region runs from base 845 to 5053 and encodes 1402 amino acids. NCBI's taxonomy places the organism in Eukaryota, Viridiplantae, Streptophyta, Magnoliopsida, Brassicales, Brassicaceae. The record is from RefSeq and is a predicted model, not a curated record.